Messenger RNA from Aspergillus welwitschiae, 975 nucleotides. RefSeq lists its product as uncharacterized. The transcript has a single exon. The record is from RefSeq and is a predicted model, not a curated record. NCBI's taxonomy places the organism in Eukaryota, Fungi, Ascomycota, Eurotiomycetes, Eurotiales, Aspergillaceae. The coding region runs from base 678 to 926 and encodes 82 amino acids.
CUCGGGAUUCACUAUACCAAUUUCACUCCCCUCUUUUUCAUCCGGGGCAAAGUGAAGACUCGCGGCCUGCUAAUUCUGUUCUACUUAAAGCACUCACACCGCAGGGACCUGCUCUAAUGUCAAGCCACGAGAACAAGGCAAGCACGACCAGUAACGAGUUCGCCAAGUAUGUCUUGAUAUUUGUACACGACUAGUAGGGGAAUCAUCCGUUGAAGAUCAAGGUAAUAUAUCAAACGAGGCAUCAAAAGGGGGCAACAGAGAAAGGCAGAGGAAAAGAAGCAUCGGCCGUGGUAGCCUCAGACUAUCACAGCCUCGCAUGUCAGACCACUCUCCAAUGCAAAUUCAGAAAGAGUGGCGCCCCAUGUAGUCUCAUAAUCGCAUCAACAACAGAAAGAUCCCAGGUCACAUUCAGGCACUACCCCAGUGGCUCCAACAGUCAAUCGAAAUGUUCCGUGAAAAACCACGGGAUGAAGUCCGUCGUGGAAUUCUCCAGUCGAGAACUCUCCAUAUCGAAACGAAUGGCCAGAGAGAAACGACUUUCGGACUAACUGCACUGAACUUCAAGUGUGUUGGGACAAUCCGCGACACGGAACCAAGACAUGCGUGCAUCAUCCACCACCAAGGGAUGUAAGCUCUGUCGCCGCGCCACCUGACCUCGGGGUUUUAUUUUACCAGCGAUGGGCUUCAAUCUAAUACCAACCAAGGCCCGAAGCAAGACGCAAAAGAACGGAUCCGGAUCAAAGCGGUGGACUCAGGGACAGGAGAAGAAAGAACACAGUACACCAAAGUUGCCAAUGACAUUGAGUUGCCUGUCGACAGAGACUUUGACGACAAGACAUAUAAAAAGGCUGCCGCCAGCUGUGAGAACCACGACCUUUGGAAAUAAGAAACCGGGUCAUGCAGCAUCGACAGUGGGACGAACGUAACAAUUCAUAAGUUCGAGAAUCGUGCACCAUCCCGAGAAAUGAAAAAAAA